This is a messenger RNA of Drosophila ficusphila, 1413 nucleotides long. It is a transcript of the gene Kr-h2, whose product is annotated as Krueppel homolog 2. Gene Ontology annotation, cellular component: endoplasmic reticulum; membrane. Lineage: Eukaryota; Metazoa; Arthropoda; Insecta; Diptera; Drosophilidae. The record is from RefSeq and is a predicted model, not a curated record. The transcript has 5 exons. Gene Ontology annotation, biological process: membrane organization; endoplasmic reticulum tubular network organization. The coding region runs from base 173 to 1009 and encodes 278 amino acids.
UUACUAGUUCAUUUUUAUCGAGCUGGUUCACAGGCCAUCUCUAGAACGCACGGCCAAUACGUAUUAAUUUACGAGAAAACUUGUAUUUAAUUCGAAGUCAUUUCGCAGGAAAGAACAGGCUUGCUGUUGAGUGACUGAAAACUUAAGGAAAGCGAUCACAGGAGCCACCAUCAUGAGCACACCCACCGACCAACCCCCGCGCAACGAUAGCGCUGAGACCAACAGUUCCGAAGGAUCCUCCCAGCAGCAACAGCAGGAGCAGCAGCAGCCAUCCCAAUCACAGAACGUACCGGCCAAGCUCUUACAGCAUUUCCAGACGAACCGCAUUGAUUCUGCGCUGUGGGCCUUGCGUCUGCUGGUCAUCUUCUUCACUGUCAGCUACGUGCUGCCUAUCUUUACAUCGCAACAGAGCGCAUUCAGCAAGGUCCUUCUGGCCAAUGCCGCCAUUUCUGCCCUGCGUUUGCACCAGAGGGUGCCAGCGUUCUCCUUCAGCCGGGAGUUUCUGGCCCGCCUGUUCGCCGAAGACUCGUGUCACUACAUGAUGUACUCCCUGAUCUUCUUCAACAUCGCCCCAUCGCUGCUUGUUCUGAUCCCCGUGUUGCUCUACUCGGUUCUGCAUGCCUCUAGCUACUCGCUCAAGCUGCUGGAUCUUAUUGGCCAAAACUCGUGGUGGGGUGCCCGGUUUAUCAUCUCCAUUGUGGAGUUUCAGGCGGCCAAUAUUCUGAAAGCGACUGCAUUCUGCGAAAUUUUCAUCAUGCCCUACGCCAUUGUGCUGACCUUCAUGAGACACGCAGGACUGAUGACCCCCAUAAUCUAUUACCACUAUCUGGUAAUGCGCUACAGCUCCCGUCGCAAUCCCUAUCCCCGCACCGCAUUUGCCGAGCUCCGCAUCACCUUCGAGGCGCUGGCCGCCCGCUCGCCGCCCGCAGUGGGUAAGAUCAUCCGCGGAGGCAUCGGGUUCAUCAAUCGCCUGGCCCCGCAGCCACAACCGGCUCCGGCGCAGCAGUAGAAAGCAAACUGUUUGCGGAAAACAACAAUCAAAAGACAUCUGAACACGCCUAUUAAAAUAUCAACCAACUUACAUAGACGUUCAACAGGAGAUUGGGGUUCAUCCGUUUUAUUUAUUAGUCCAAACUCGUUGCUCCUUUUUUAAACAGGCAGUUACGAGCUCUUUCUUUAACACCUGAUUGUUUUGGUAGUUAAGUUUAAAUUUAAAUAUGUACUAUUGUAAUUUCGGAGUGUAUUAUGCUUUUUUCCAUCACUAAUUACGUUUUUGCGCACGAAGUGCUUUACAUUGAAGGCACGUAUUAUUACCAUCAAACGUAUUAUUACCAUCAAACCCUAAACAUAGAAGUUUAAUUUACUUUAAAUUGAAUUAUAUGCUUACGAAACUGAUCAAACUGAGAACCUGGA